Alligator sinensis (Chinese alligator) is the source of this 4840-nucleotide messenger RNA. It is a transcript of the gene SOX13, whose product is annotated as SRY-box 13. The transcript has 14 exons. The coding region runs from base 320 to 2185 and encodes 621 amino acids. Gene Ontology annotation, molecular function: DNA-binding transcription factor activity, RNA polymerase II-specific; RNA polymerase II cis-regulatory region sequence-specific DNA binding. Gene Ontology annotation, biological process: cell fate commitment; regulation of transcription by RNA polymerase II. Gene Ontology annotation, cellular component: nucleus. The record is from RefSeq and is a predicted model, not a curated record. NCBI's taxonomy places the organism in Eukaryota, Metazoa, Chordata, Crocodylia, Alligatoridae.
GGUGGGGAGGGGGGCACGGGGGGAGGCCCGACAUCUUGCCCCCUUCUUCGUACAAUGGGAACGUAGUGUUUAUGAACAGCUCGAGGCAAACCAGAACCUCAAUCUGCCUGUAAAUGCUGAGCGAGCGCGAUCGGGCGCACACACAACGGGGAGAUUGGACUCUGAGAUAAGUGCGAGCACUACUUUUGGGUGGGGGAGUGGGAAGCAGCCGACAAAAACAAGGGUCGGCGAUAAUAGCUCUCUGUCUGCCCUCCGGUGCCCGCAUCACCCUUGGCGUCAUUGUUCAACCCGUUCAUCUCGCCACACCACUAGUGCUAGGAUGUCCAUGAGGAACCCUGUCUCUCCCCAUUUGGACCUCGAUGGAGCUGGCAACAUGGUGAACUGCACCAUCAAGACAGAGGAGAAGAAGGAGAGCUGCUACGAGUCUCCAAAGGGAGCAGCUGCCGGUCCCGAGUCCCACACCAGCAGCUUGCACGGAGCACCGCCGUCGCUGAGAGACACCGCUGACCCCCGGGCCCUGCCACAGGAAUCCCCCUCCCCCGGGAAUGACGCAAUAGACUCCAAGAGCUCCACAUUUGAGCCUGCCGUGGGCAGCCAGGAAAAGUUGGACUUCAAUAGAAACUUGAAGGAGGUUAUGCCAACCAUUGAGAAGUUACUCUCCAGUGACUGGAAGGAAAGGCUUUUGGGAAGAAAUAACAUGGAAUCCAAAGAGGUGAAAGGUACACAGGAGAGCCUAGCGGAGAAGGAGCUGCAGUUACUUGUCAUGAUCAACCAGCUCUCCACACUGAGGGACCAGCUCCUGACAGCCCAUUCAGAGCAGAAGAACAUGGCAGCCAUGCUCUUUGAGAAGCAGCAGCAGCAGAUGGAGCUGGCCCGGCAGCAGCAGGAACAGAUUGCCAAGCAGCAGCAACAGCUUAUUCAGCAGCAGCACAAGAUUAACCUGCUGCAGCAGCAGAUCCAGCAGGUCAACAUGCCCUAUGUCAUGAUCCCAGCCUUUCCCCCCAGCCAUCAGUCACUCCCUGUGGCUCCAGAUUCCCAGCUAGCACUUCCCAUCCAGCCCAUCCCUUGCAAACCAGCUUCUCUUUCUGCAGUGGAGUACCCAGUGCAGCUCCUACACAGCCCUCCUCCGCCGUCGCUCAAGAGACCCGCUGGCUCCAGCCACCUCCAGAUGCAGGAGUCUUCACAGCCCCUGAACCUAACGGCCAAGCCCAAAGGCCCUGAGCUCCCCAGUGCCUCCAGCUCUCCCAGCCUGAAGAUGGGCAGCUGCCAGUCCCUCACGCCAAAUCACGGGGCCACGCGGGACCUGCAGUCCAGCCCUUCCAACCUGCCCCUGGGGUUCCUGGGAGAGGGGGACGCUAUCACCAAAGCCAUCCAGGAUGCCCGGCAGCUCCUGCAUGGCCACAGCGGGGCCUUGGAGAGCUCUCUGAGCAACCCCUACAGAGUGAAGGACCACAUCGGAGUGGACUCCUCCCCAGCUAAAGAGCGGGUGGAAGAGACCUGUGCACACAGGCUGGACGAGGCCAUGAUAACCUGUGACAUGGAUGGCUCACGGCACUUCCCUGAGUCCAGGAACAACAACCACAUCAAGCGGCCCAUGAACGCCUUCAUGGUCUGGGCCAAGGACGAGCGGCGGAAGAUCCUGCAGGCCUUCCCAGAUAUGCACAACUCCAGUAUCAGCAAGAUCCUGGGGUCCCGGUGGAAGUCCAUGACGAACCAGGAGAAGCAGCCCUAUUACGAGGAGCAGGCGCGGCUGAGCCGGCAGCACCUGGAGAAGUACCCAGACUACAAGUACAAGCCGCGGCCCAAGCGCACCUGCAUCGUGGAGGGCAAGAGGCUUCGCGUGGGCGAGUACAAGGCCCUGAUGAGGAACCGGAGGCAGGAUGCCAGGCAGGGCUUCUUGAUAGCACCCCAAAGCAGCCAGAUGCAAGCCACCUCCUCAGAUGUCCUGUACCCGAGGCCAGUGGGUUUGCAGCUGACGCCACCACUGAUGGAGCACUACCUGCCCCGUGGCACAGACCCCAAUAUGCCCGUCAUCAUCAACACGCGCAGCCUCAAAGCCCAGGAGGCCGACGGCACGGAGGACAGGCACUCAGUCGCGGAUGGCGAGAUGUACCGGUACAGCGAGGAGGAGGACUCCGAGGUCGAGGACAAGAGCGAUGGGGAGCUAGUGGUGCUGACGGACUGAGCCCGGGCAGGCAGGGAGGGUGUGCGGGGUGGGCAUGAGUGGAGAAAGGGCAGCGCCUGGAACUGAAAGGGUGGGAGCGUGGGGGCAAGGUGGGCAGGGGGAACAGCCCCUGUGGCUUGGCUCCCUGUGCUAAAAAGCUCUGGGAUGCAGCAAUGCUGCAAAGCAGGUCUGUAGGCAUCACUCCCUGGGCCAGGAGGAGCCUCUCCCAUCAGAGAGGCCUGACACAUAGGGCAACGCCAGCUGUGAACAGGGGACCUGGGGUGGGCAUGUGUCAAGGCAUGGGGCACAGGCUCACCCUCUCGCCCCCUCUCUGGAGGCAAAGGAGUUGGCUUCACCGUGCAGAGCAGCACUGGGGUUUACUCACAUGCUUCCUUGGCACCGGGGCAUAUUCCUGGGGCAGAGAGGGGCAGAGGUGCAGGCUUGGGGCUGCAGCCCGGCCAGAGUGGGUGCCCAAGCAGGUCUGAGACAAGCCUGCAGGAGGUCUGCUGAGAGCAGAGUAGUGGUGACCAUGCAGCAGACCCUGCUGCUGCCCUGUGAGACCUGCUGGCGCCUGCAUUCACAGGGCGUGCAAGAAGGUUCAAGGACUUGCUAUGGGACCAGGCAGUGGGGAGGCCCCCAUGCCCGGGACAGUGUGAGCAGUGCCCGGUGUGUGGAGACAGGCAGGAAAGCCUGGGACAGACAAGAAGCAGGAUCAGGCUGAUGCUUCUGUCUCUUGGUCAAUCUCUGAUGCUCCUGCCUCUUGGUCCGCCUUUCCCCAGUGCGGCUUCAAGGAGCAGCUCCUGCCUGCUGGGCUCAGAGCCAUUAGUGGAGAGGUCCCGAGCAAGCAAUCGAAAUGACCCUCCCAGGCCUGGGGGGUGCUGCAAAGGGGGUCUGGAGGGACUCUGGCUCUCCAGAGGUGAAACAAGUGGAGACCACGGUGGCCUGUUCCCCUGUCCCCCUCCCUGAGGAAGCCAACGCUGGUUGUGACGCCAGCCGAGGUGAAUCCUCAACUGUCCAGGGCCCAGCCAGCUGCCCGGGCAGCUGUGGCCACACAGUGGCCCCGCUUCAGCCGGGCACUGAGGUCUGCGUUGUGCUCGGUAGCAAACGGCAUGGGGAACACUUGUUGCUCAUUCAGGCGCUGUACCAGGCCGCUCGGCUCCCGCACCCCCCUCUGCCCCCCCACGGGCCGCUUGCUUGUUCCCACUCUCUGGCUGCUGCCUGCCAGUAAAUUCCCAUGGAGUCAUUUUUAGCUUUCGCCUAGCAUGAGAAAGCGCCAAGGUCUCAGAGGAGCGCCCUUUUGUAUGCCUGACAGCUCUGGCCCCGUUUGUAAAUAAAGCUGCUGCCUGUUUCCCAGCCCUGCUGCCUGUGCCCCCCCGCCACCCCAGAAAGCUGCAGGGAAGGGGCCUUCCCCCACCCCACAAAAACCUGCAGCAGUGGGUACAGAGGGAGCCUCUGAGGUUGGGCGGUGCGGGGUGGUCCUCUGUGCCUUUUCCCAGCUGACCAACCCUCCCCCCAAUCCAGCAGGAUGAUGGAGCUCAGUUCUCCUGCAGCUUUGCAGAGCCGCUGCCAAAGACAUGCAGAAAACAAAUCCGCCAGCCAGCUCUGUGCCCUGCACCCAGCACUACCCUAGGGGCCUAUGCAUUGAGCCAUGGGGCUGUCCUUGGUGCUUGUGCCCAGCGUAGGGGGCCAGCAGCCCCUGGCGGUACACACAGACAUGACACCCAAUGUACAGCAAGUGUCCCAGCCAAGGGGCCUGGAGGGGCGUCCUGGCAUCACUAGGUGCUCAGCUUCUGGCAUCACUGGCUGCUGCUCAGGCUGCAUGGGUGGGGAGGACAAACUGAAACGCCCAAGCCCCUGCCCCAUCUGAACCAGACAGCUGGCACUGCUGGGUGUGGGGGGGAAGGCAUGUGACUUUGUGAAAGGAUGGGCUAGUAUCCCCCCUCCCCCCAUCCAAAUCAGUGUGUGCCAGGACUGAGUGGCAAAGCACCCCACCCACAGCUCUGCCCACCCCAGCUCAGGCUAGCCCUGGCUGGCUUGAUGCCCAAAGGUGGGCCAUCUCUUUCCAAGAGGUUGCAUGAACUGUUGGGAGGGACACUGACAAAGGUAGGGGGGUUGCUUUUAUCUAAUUUUUUUUUUUGGCAACUGGCCUGCCCCUGGCUGUAGUGCUGCAGUGCCAGUGGGUGCACGUGGGCACUGCCUGAGGCUGUUUGGUGUGGCCUGGGCAGGCCUGAGGGACGUGGUAGGCCCUGUAGCUCCUUGCCAGCCAGGGCAAAAGGGCAGGAAAUUAGGUUUUUUUGUGGGGGAAAGAAGGCAAGGCAAGUUAUUGCUGCCAUCUAGCUGAAGACGGCCUAGCCCUGAUGGUAGCUGAGCAUCUGGCCUGCCUCCCUUAGGGGCUGAUGACCCCAGUUCAACAUUGUGCCACCCCCGCAACAGUUCCCCAAUGUCACCACCACCUUGAGCCCUUGGGAUGGUGCCUCUGCUUGGGAGAGGGGCUGUCCCAGCCCUUGUACGCGGUGUGUGGGGAGAUGUGCGUGUGCAUGUGCAUGUCCAUCCCUGUCUGUCCCGUGGUGAUGCAGACAGCAGGUUGUUGGAUGGGGGGAGGAGGGCAGGGGGUGGCAAGGCUAAGCCAGGUUUACUUACAGCUGUAAGGAAGAGCCAAAGGUGGUCACAUACUGG